Molecule: messenger RNA, 3303 nt
Organism: Cuscuta epithymum
Lineage: Eukaryota; Viridiplantae; Streptophyta; Magnoliopsida; Solanales; Convolvulaceae
Source: the annotation of a GenBank genome assembly
CUUAGCUUAGCUUUUCCCACUAGCUAGCUAGCUCUGGAUCCUCAAUCUCCCGGGCAGGGCAACGAAGUUAAAAAGCCUAAGGCUCCCUAACGUGUUGUUUCCUAUGUCCAAAUCUACUUUCCGUAGCCGUAACAACGGGGAAGCUUAAAGGGCCCGAAAGGAAUAUAAUAUUAUCCCUUAGCUUUGUAGCUCUAGCUUGAUCCAGGCCGGCCACUUCCUCUUGCAUCAUCGAAUUUUUCCACCAUCCAAGCACCCCUUUGGCUCUUUGGUCUUUACAUACCUUCCAUUCCAACCGGGUAUGUUACAUACAUAUACAAUAUACAUAUACAUAUACAUAUAUAUAUAUAUAUAUAUAUAUAUAUAUAUAUAUAUAUAUGAAUGAUCAGGUCCAUCCGGAGGGACGAGAAGUGCCGUCCGAACUUUACUGUUUGGGGUGGUUCCCGGUGGAAUUUUUUGAUGAAAUUUUUUGAGCAUGUUCCUCAUCAAGUCUAGUUUAUCUAUACCAAAUUUCAGCUCAAAAUUCAACCGGGAAGGCAGUCAAAUAAAUUCUUGAAACAUACUGCACAUUCUGCGCACAUAUAAUGUGCAGUAAGUUUCAAGAAAUUAUUUGAAUGCCUUCUCGAUCGAAUUUUGAGCUGAAAUUUGGUAUGGAUAAACUAGACUUGAUGAGGAACAUGCUCAAAAAAUUUCAUCAAAAAAUUCCACCGGGAACCGUCUCAAACAGUAAAGUUCGGACGGAGCCUCUCGUCCCUCCGGAUGGACCUGAGCAUUUCUGUGUGUGUGUGUGUGUAUAUAUAUAUAUAUAUGGGAACUCUUCUGGUAAGCUAAGGUAUACCUUACCGGGAGAUUUUCCUAUAUAUAUAUAUAUAUAUAUAUAUAUAUGCACAUAUGAGUCUUCUUCAAAUAAGAGCGGCAAAGAAUUUAUAGUCCACACAUUUUUACAAAGUGCUUUCACCCAAACACUUGAAUGUCCGCUCUGAAAAAGCAAAAAACAAUUAUAAAUGGGAUGGAAACAUCACCUUAAUCAUACUCCGUUUACUCCGAAUUCCAACAGCGCAGAAGCUAUGGGGUGUGUAGUGCAGUGGAGGUUUGUUCUCGACAUGUUAGUUGUCCUGCUAUUCUUCUUGCCGCCGCCGCCGGCUCUGGCGGCGGCUGACGCUGAGCAGAGGAUGGAAGCAGGGGUACAUUUGGACAUACAGGAAAAACACGCAGUGAUGAGCAACGACAUUCUGAGUGUGACUCUGUCAAUUCCAGAUGGUCUUGUGACGGGAAUUUCGUACCAAGGCGUUCCCAAUUUGCUGGAAACGAAGAACGCAGAAAACGACAGAGGGUACUGGGAUGCCAUUUGGCAUGGCGCAGGAAACGAGGGAGAACAGGACAAGUUGCUAGGCACCAGUUUCAAAAUAAUCUCAAAUAGUGAAAAUGCAGUAGAGAUUUCAUUUACAAGAGCGUGGGAUGCCUCUGGGAUUAAUGGAGCUCCCGUAAAUAUUGACAGAAGAUUUGUGAUGCUGUCUUAUUCUCCUGGUUUCUACACAUACUCCAUUCUUGAACGUUUACAAGGAUAUCCAAGCGUGCGUAUGGAAGUAAACAGGGUUGUAUUCAAACUGCGACAGGACAUGUUUCAUUACAUGGCUGUUUCGGAUGACAGGAAGAGGUUCAUGCCAACCCCUGAGGACCGGCUGACCGGCGAGACGCUUGAUUAUCCAGAGGCAGUUCUCUUGAAACACCCAAGCUCUCCAUCUCUUAGAGGAGAGGUAGAUGAUAAGUACUUUUACUCUAGCGACAGCAAAGACAUUAAGGUUCAUGGAUGGGUAUGCACCGCUCCCCCGGUAGGAUUUUGGAUGAUCACUCCAAGCAAUGAGUUCCGCACUGGUGGACCUUUCAAGCAAGAGCUAACUUCCCAUGUCGGCCCUACCACGCUUUCUACAUUUGUUAGUAGGCAUUAUGCUGGGGAGGAUCUUGAUGUCAACUUUCAAGAUGGAAACCCAUGGAAAAAGGUUUUAGGCCCCGUAUUUUUAUAUCUCAACUCAGACACGGCUGCGGAGAGUGACCCUUCUAUACUCUGGCAAGACGCAAAGGGAAAGUUGGAUCAAGAAGUUGCAAGCUGGCCAUAUGAUUUCAUUGCUUCAGUAGACUAUGAGAAGUCUGAUGAAAGAGGAAUCGUUCGAGGUAGAUUAUUCAUUCAUGACUGGUUCAUUGAUAAACGGCCUGUUCCAGCAUCUUUUGCAUAUGUGGGACUGGCAGCGCUAGGUGCUGCAGGAUCAUGGCAAAGAGAAAACAAGGGGUACCAAUUCUGGACCCAAGCUGACAACGAUGGGAACUUCUUUAUUAAAAGUGUAAGACAAGGUACUUAUAAUCUGUAUGCAACAGUCCCAGGAAGAAUCGGGGACUACAAAUACGAAUUUGACAUCAGCAUUAUACCAGGUUCCAGUGUGGAGUUGGGCAAAUUAGUGUACAAACCUCCCAGAAACGGAGCUACGCUUUGGGAAAUAGGUGUUGCUGACCGCACAGCAGCUGAGUUUUAUGUCCCAAAUCUUAGUCCAACUUUCAAAGUUAAUGAUUUUGAAGAUGAUGUACAGAACAAGUUUAGAGAAUAUGGCCUGUGGAAGCGCUAUACAGAUCUAUAUCCUUUCGAUGAUCUUGUCUACACUGUUGGAACCAGUGAUUACGCCACAAACUGGUUUUUUGCUCACGUUCCCAGAGACCUAGGAAACAGAACAUAUAGAGCAACCACUUGGAGAAUUGAAUUCGACCUGGAAAGUGUAGACAGAGCAUCAUAUUACACGCUCCAGCUGGCACUGGCGUCCGCCGAAGAAGCAGAACUACAGGUGCGUGUCAAUGAUGGAGAGGUGCAACCCCCACAUUUUACAACUGGGCUCAUUGGUGGCGACAAUGCCAUAGCAAGACAUGGGAUUCAUGGGCUGUAUUGGCUCUUCAGUUUUAGAAUAGCGGGAACAGGGCUUGUUCAAGGCAGGAACAUCAUCUUUCUUACACAGACAGGAGUCUCCAGCCCUUGGACAGGUGUCAUGUAUGACUAUAUUAGGUUAGAAGGCCCUGAUGACUUUAGGAAUACUGCAGAUACUUGUAAUUCUCUUCUUCCCUCUUCUUUCUCUCUCUCUAUCUCCUUGUUUCUUUUUCUUUUGUUUUCUUAGUAAUAUUUUUCACUUGCAUUGUGUAGUGCUUUUAAAUGAAAAUGCAAAAAGAAAUACAAAAUCUACUCCCUAUACUUAUGGGCAAAAGAAUAAAAAAUAUAUUUUAAUCGGGAGCGCAUUCAAAUUAAUUCGAGAACGGAAAAAUGAGCAG